UAUUGGAAAGAGGAUGGAAAGUGUGGGGCUAAAGACUGAAAGACAGUGAUGAACAAUCAUACACACACUCCCUCCCCUCUUCCUCCUCUCUCUCUCUCUCUCUCUCUCUCUCUCUCUCCUAGUAAUGCUGAAUAGAGAAACUGGGUCAGUGAGGUGCUUGAUUCCGUACAGUACAUGUCUGUGUUUAUAUGUGUGCAUUUGUGCAUGCAAAAAGUUGUUUUCUUUUCAAGUAAUUAAAUUAAAUAACAGUUCAUCUCAGCCCACUUUCCUGGACCAAAGCAUCUUCUGUUAAAUUGUUGUGGGUUUUUUUUUCCUCAUCCAUUACUUAAGCAGUCAUAAAUGCUUCUGGAACUUUAAAGACACUCAAAACUAUUUUCAAGGAUGGUUUAACCUGAUCCCAGAUUGCAGUGUGGAGUACCUGCAGUGAAGAAGACAUCAUUCUCAGACAGUUUGGGACUUAUGGUUUGAGUUUUCCUUUGGUGGUCGUCUAUUGUUUUGUUGCAUCAAGACCAUGGCUCACACUAAGUGGAAGUGCUGGUGGAUAGUGCUAUUGCUGUGUUUCUUGCUGGUGUGGAUUGCUGAUGGGAAUGUGGGUUUAUCGCCAGAUAAAGGAGUAGCAACGCCAUCCUGCUAUGGAGGUUUUGACCUCUACUUCGUCCUGGAUAAGUCUGGAAGUGUGCAACAUCACUGGACCGAGAUCUAUAAUUUUGUGGCACAUCUGGCUCACAAGUUCAUUAGCCCACAGCUUCGAAUGUCCUUUAUCGUGUUUUCCACUGAGGGCCGGAUCCUCAUGCGGCUAACAGAGGACAGAGACAAAAUUCGCAAAGGUCUGGAGGAGCUCCAGAGAGUUCUACCAGGAGGAGAUACUUUCAUGCAUGAGGGUAUUCAAAGGGCAAGUGAACAGAUUUACUAUGGGAACACUGAGGGGUACCGUACAGCGAGCGUCAUCAUCGCACUUACAGAUGGGGAAUUGCAUGAGGAUCUCUUCUACUAUGCUGAAAGAGAGGCCAAUCGUUCCCGAAGCCUGGGUGCCUCAGUCUAUUGUGUAGGGGUGAAGGACUUCAAUGAGACACAGCUUGCCAAGAUUGCAGACAGCAAAGAUCAUGUUUUCCCCGUGAAUGGUGGGUUUGAGGCUUUGCAGAGUGUGAUCGAUUCGAUCCUGAGAAGAUCUUGCAUUGAGAUCCUUGCAGCAGAACCUUCCAGUAUCUGUGCUGGAGAGUCAUUCCAGGUUGUCGUGAGGGGGAAUGGCUUCCUCCAUGCCAGGAAUGUGGAUAAAGUCCUGUGCAGCUUCAGAAUUAAUGACACCCUCACCAGGAUGGUAAAGCCAUUGAUAGUGGAGGACACAUACCUGCUGUGUCCUGCACCAAUACUUAGAGAAGAGGGAACGGCGGCUUCCCUUUAUGUGAGCAUGAAUGAAGGCCUUAGUUUCAUCUCCAGCUCUGUGACCAUCACCACUGUGAGCUGUUCUGAUGGUACAAUCCUGGCUAUAGCUCUGCUGAUUCUGAUGCUCCUGUUGGUGUUGGCUCUUCUCUGGUGGUUCUGGCCUCUUUGCUGCACUGUGAUCAUCCAUGAACCCCCACCACCUCCAAAAGAGGACAGUUCGGAUGAGGAGGAUGACGGAGCACCAAAGAAGAAGUGGCCAACAGUAGAUGCUUCCUACUAUGGAGGGCGUGGAGUCGGGGGGAUUAAAAGGAUGGAGGUACGCUGGGGGGAGAAGGGAUCAACUGAAGAGGGCGCUAAACUUGAAAAGGCAAAAAAUGCCAGGGUGAAGAUGCCAGAACAAGAGUUUGAAGCUCCACAUACCCGGGUCCUGAACAAUGGGAUGCAUAAACCGACAAGCCCUCGCAAGUGGUAUUCUCCAAUUAAGGGUAAACUGGAUGCCCUGUGGGUACUGCUGAAGAAAGGCUAUGACAGAGUGUCCAUCAUGAGACCACAACCAGGAGACAAGGGUCGCUGUCUGAACAUCACCCGCACUAAGUCAAGCUCAUCUCCACAUUAUCCAGCGUACAACCGCCACACCCCGAUCUACACCCCCCAGCAAAGCUGCAGCACUCCUCCUCCUCCUCCCCAGAGUCAGCUGCCCCCUCCACCCUGCAGCCCACAAUCCACUCUUCCUCCUCUCUCCAUCACUCCAUCUCCACCCAUCACACCUCCUCCAUCAUACACCCCUCCAUCAGCCUGGUCCUCAUCGUCCUCUCCUGUUUUCUUUGAUUCGCCUUCUCCUCCAGCCUCACCUACAGGACCGCUUCCUCCUCCCCCACUGGCCCCACCUCCAUGCCGAGCCCCUCCUCCUGACCGCCCUCCACCACGCCCUUCCCUCUAGGGCUAUGGAGGUGAAGCGGAAUCAGGAAGUCAGUGGGAGACUCAAGUCUCUCUCCUUAACCUUCUUGUUGUCUAACUGUGUGGCCUUUGACAAUAAAAACUUAAUGACUAGCCCACCAGUGGGAACAAACACAAGGGAACAGACUAUGUCUUCAAUUUCAUCUACAAAACUACAGGAACCACCACACAGACGAAAGCAAUAUUAUAGACCACACUGAGCACCACGCACAAGUCUUUAAAGAAGGCUUUCACAACAGACCACUGCUACUCAAGCCCACAUGUCCAAAUGACAGGAUGGACAUUCAUCUGAAGCCAUUUGCUUCACAUGCAAAUGAAAUGGACCAGUGAAUGUUCCAUUUACAGAAUCUAUUUAAUGGGAAAAGUUGCAAUAUGUGCAUAUUUGUUCAUUCAUACAGCUAAUACGCAUUUAUGAGACAAGAAACCAGUCUUUCAAUCUACCAGAGAAACUUCUGAUCAAAUCCUGAGCAGCCACUGACCAAGGAAGCAUGUAGAUAAUUAAAACUCUCAAGUAUUAAAACUCUCAGGCCCUGAUUUACUAAGAUCCCUAAAAACAAGUACUAAUUGUUGUAACCUGUAGUGAGUAGGCAUGUUGUGGGCACAAAAAGUAUUCAAGCGAAUAUCUUAUGAUGCAAAAUCCGAAAUGAAAGAACAUAGACACAAGUGUGUGUUCUGUUAAUAAGGAAUUUGUAAAGAUUUUAUCAGAAGAUAUAAUACGUAAUGAACAUCAUAUGAAUCUAUGUUUACUGGAGUAAAUCAUAAUUUCAUCGAACAUUCUAAUUAUUAAAAGGGUAAAUGGUUUUUAUUUUGUCUUCAAAUGGUGGAAACGGCUGCAACAAAUUUAAUACCUGCUCUUUGGUGGUAUAAAUUUGCACAUCAUGCAGUUGCUGUUUAUUAAGGCAAACAGGUAGAACAGACAAAAUGUGAUAUUUUGCUUAUUUGAAAUAUGCAAACAUCCUCACAUGCUGUCAGCUUAGAUUUUUUUUUUUUUUUUGGAGGUUUUAUCAAUUUUGCACAUUUUUGCACACAAACGUUUAGUAAACCAGGCGCUCAGGCAUUCAUUAUUAAUAUCCACGCCCAUAUUUGACAAUGUUAAUGUAAUGUACUUUGAUAUUGUAGGUUUAGGUUCAUUGUUGUAUGAUGUUUUUAAUUUUUCACUUCCUUUCCUCACAUUUUCGAAGUUAGGUAUUUGUUAGAUGUUUUUAGUCCAAGAAUAUUGGAAUAUUACUUACUGGGGUUUAUUUCUUGGCAUAUCAGUGCACAAUCCACAUUUGUUAUGACAUACAAGUGCACAAUCACCUUAUUACAUACUUUUAUACAUGUACUAUGUAUAAAUAUAUGUAUCCCUUGCCUUUUUUUCCUUUGUUUUUUGAUGUCAAGUCAUUUUAUCAAAUAUUUUUUCUUGAUUUGUUUCCUUAACUGUGAUCUUUGCAUCACAUUAAACCAUGCAAAGAGGAGUCCUCACUUAGGUCUUUGGUAGAAUACAGUAAGCUUUCUAACUUGCCUUAAUAUUCAUUUGCCUUAAGAAACCUGACCUAGAUUUAUCCACAAGAAAUGAUGGAAAUCCUCGUCUCUUGCCAACAAGACACGUCCCAGCCAGUGAUCAGUGUGCCAAAAGUGUGUUUGAAUGAUGUGUUUGUUUUUGCUCUGUACCUGUUGUAUAUACUUUGUGUCACUGUGUUAUGAUCUGUGGUUUUGUGUGUUCAGAUUUUGGGGUUUACUUUCAGCAUGUUCGGCUCCUAAAUUAUUACAAAAUGUAUUAUGACGUGCAAGUCUAAUAGAGGAUUGUGUACACAAAUCACUGUCUGAUACACAAAUAUGAGGAUAGCAAAGAUUUUGGCAUUUUGCUCUUUUUUUUAACUUUUGCUCUGUAUCAUUCACUAAACCAGUGAUAAAUAAGAGCUCGCUUUGCUCUUUGUGUGUGUUCCUCGAGUGCUGUGGUUGAAUUUAAGGAGGAUGGAAAUCGAAACCUCCUAUCGGCGAGCAGAAAGGACAGGAUUAUUUUCCAAAGCAGAGCUCGGAAAUGGCAGAUGUGAAGUACGACUCUUUUAACUUUGCAGGGACACAAAUACUGAAACUGUAUCAGCUGGUAAAUUUGUGUAGAUGUAUAUAUACUGUAUAUGCAUUAUGUGCUUGUAUGUGUGUCUCUCUUUUUUAGAAAUGCAUUUGAUAAACUGGCCUAGCAUUUUUA
Pangasianodon hypophthalmus (striped catfish) is the source of this 4531-nucleotide messenger RNA. It is a transcript of the gene antxr1a, whose product is annotated as ANTXR cell adhesion molecule 1a. Gene Ontology annotation, cellular component: membrane. The transcript has 18 exons. Gene Ontology annotation, molecular function: signaling receptor activity. Lineage: Eukaryota; Metazoa; Chordata; Actinopteri; Siluriformes; Pangasiidae. The record is from RefSeq and is a predicted model, not a curated record. The coding region runs from base 512 to 2323 and encodes 603 amino acids.